This is a messenger RNA of Astyanax mexicanus (Mexican tetra), 8759 nucleotides long. It is a transcript of the gene baz2ba, whose product is annotated as bromodomain adjacent to zinc finger domain, 2Ba. Gene Ontology annotation, molecular function: DNA binding; protein binding. The record is from RefSeq and is a predicted model, not a curated record. Lineage: Eukaryota; Metazoa; Chordata; Actinopteri; Characiformes; Acestrorhamphidae. Bases 306 to 7340 code for a protein of 2344 amino acids. The transcript has 38 exons.
AAAACACACACACACACACAUACACGCACUCGCACGCACGCACACGCAAACACACACACACACACACAACGCACAGUCACUCACACCGAGACUCAAUUACUGCCCAAUUCCCUUCUUCAUCAUCUCCUGCUCCACCGGCCUCUCACAAAACACUGCGAAUCGCCAAAGGAGAGAAAAGAGCGAGAAAGAGUAACACACACUUCGGACUCGAACCCGAGGCGGGAUUUUACGCGAAAUAAGUGUCCAAACUGAAGCGAACGGGGAAGAGCAGUGAUGUCACAGAGUUGAGGACACACCCACUCAAUAUGGAGUCUGGAGAGCGGCUGGCCUCGCCUUCCUCCACCCCGGUCUCCGUACACAACACCCCAACUUCAUCCUCUUCCUCCGCUUCCCCGGCCUCCAACACCAAGAGCAGCCUCAACCACGGAGCGACGGCCUCGCUCACUGCCUGUGGCCCUCUGUUCGGGGUGGCAGGGAGUGAGCAGCCAUUCAGCGUCAGCUCUGUGACCUCUUUGCCCAGUGCCUUCCCAGUGAUGGCUCAUCCCGCCUUUGGCCUCCUGUCCCCAGCCACUGCACGCCCUGAGUUUGGAGGUCUGGGGGCCCUGGGGGUCACCGCAGCUUUGGCAGCCCACCCGCAACUAGGGGCUUUUUCAGAGUGGUGGCGAGCAGCUGAAGCUCAUGGGCGGAGUCCCGCAGCCUUCUUCCCGCCUUUCCUGGGCCUGCCCCCACUGUUUGCUCCUCCCCUCCAGAACCAUGAGGCCACUCCAUACACUUCCAAAACCCAGAGCAAAGGCAGCCGAGGGUCUAAAGGUGUUAACGGAGCCGUGAACGGCAGCGCUGUCUCUCUCUCCGUCACCAAAGGCAGCGUCUCAGUAGCCGCCUCGCUCUCGCCCUCCCCCGCGCUGCGGCCCCCCGAGCGCAGCCGGACCCCCAACGCCAAGCCCCGUGCCCGCAAAGCUGGUCACCAUAGCAACAGCACAGGAGAGCUCCAGGAGAAGCCCUCUCAGAAGCCUAAAGAGAAGAAAGCCCGUAAGAAACCAGGGGAUGGCUUAGGUGCGAGCGACAGUGAAUCAGGCUCGUCGUUGGACAGCGACAGUGAGGGAGUCAGCAGCAGUGACCUGGAUGACCUGGGAGAAGAGGAAGAUGAUGACGAUGAUGAUGAUGACCAGAGUAAAGACAGCGAAGAGUCUGACUCUGAAAAGGAGCGACAGAAGAAAAAGAAAGUGAAAGUUGGGAUGCCAAAUCUCGGGACAAGUAACAAGGAAAAGUCCAGGCUUAUGGAGAUGUGGGACAUCCAGGAGGGCCUUCACCGCGGUGCCUCCUUAGACCUUCCAACUAUGGUCCCGUUACCCCGCUCACCCUCACCCUCAGCACACAGUCAGUCCUCCAGAUCCCGGGAGAGACCGGCACAGCCCACCAGCGUCAUCCAGUCCACAGGCCUGGCGGGCAGCGCCAAACCUCUAGCGUUAAUCUCCCAAACUCGGAAAGAUGCCUCCCCCAAACAACUCUCUGCCUCUCCUCAACACCUCAGCUCCUCUUCACCUAGACCUCCAGCCAUCUCCCCGAAACCUCCUGCAGGCUCUGGCAAGCCACUCCCCUCUUCCCAUCAGCUCCUCCCACUUUCUCUCUGCUCCUCGCCCAAACCACUCUCAGUCCCUUCCCCUCCUAAGCCCCUUCCCGUAUCCUCCUCCCCAAAACCACCUCCCCUGACUCCCUCCCCCAGGGCCCGCUCCCAAGGCUCUGCCCACAAGGUGCAGGAAGCUCUGAGCAGCAGGAAACUUCUAGAGAACUCACUGGCUCAAAUUGCUGACUUCAGACUGAAACAGUCCCUCCUGUCGCAGGACCAGGAGUUCCCGCUCCAAUUCAAGAAGCAGCAGGAGUUGUACAAAGCUCCAAAACAUUCUAAAGUGGAGUCUUCUUUGCUGUCGUCCACUCUCCUCACCCUGAAACCCUCCUCAGGCCGCACCAAACCUCCUGCGGCCCAGGGCGCGGCCCCGUCACCCAGCCUCCUGCUCUCCCAGACCCUACUGGGCUUGAGCCAGGCCAAUGGGGUGAUCCAGAGCGUACCCCAGGACGUCCCGCUGGCCCUCACUACCAAGCCCCGCACAGACCUGCCCGUCAACCUCAGCACAGGGGGCAGGAAGGACUCUCCGACUCCCCCCACCGUCGCCCCUACCUCUUCACCAGCGCCGACAGGCCGAUCACGCAACUCGCGCAAGAGCAAAACCCCCAAACCCCUGGAGGCCUGGAAGGAGGUGUCCCAGAACCACUUGGUGCAGUCUUUGGUGGAUCUGUUCCAUCGCGGAGGGGCGGAGCAGGAGCUGCCUGUAAGCAAGGACUCAGAUGACUCGGCAGAAGAUGACGACGACGACGAGGAUGAUGAUGUGGAUGAUGAAGAGGAGGACGAGGAGGAUACAGAUGACAGUCUCUCAGAGUCAGACAGUAACUCGGACAGUGAGUUGAAUGGCUCUGGGAGCAGUAAGAGGAAGAAGCGGGACGGGGCGGAGGCAGAGACGGAUGGAGAGAAGACCCCUCUGAAACUCAGCAAGGGACUGUCCCUGCUCAGCCCCUCCACCAAUCACAGUCUGCCUGAUUGCUCACCGCUUAACCUCCAAGUGAUUAAGCCCUCCAGCGUGGCCACGCCCACUAUCGUGAGCAGCGCCAGUGCCUUCACUUAUCACAGCUCUCCGUCUUCGUCCUAUUCUGUUGGCACCUCCCCAGGCUCAGGGAAGAGGAAGCGUGUGAUGAAUGAGGAUGAUCUAAAGAGUCCUCUGGAAAUGGGCUGGCGGAGGGAGACCAGGAUCAAGGCGGUCGCUGGUCGCCUCCAGGGAGACGUGGCAUAUUACGCCCCGUGCGGCAAGAGGUUGCGGCAGUAUCCAGAUGUGGUGAAGUAUCUAUCCAGAUAUGGAAUAAGUGACAUCACACGAGAUAAUUUUAGCUUCAGUGCAAAAAUAAGGGUUGGUGACUUCUAUGAAGCCAGAGAUGGACCCCAGGGUCUGCAGUGGAACCUGCUGAGUGAAGAUGAGGUCAUACCCCGCAUCCGGGCUAUGGAGGGGCGGCGGGGUCGCCCACCCAACAGCGACCGCCAGCAGAGAGCGGCGGACGGCGAGGGUUCUGGCUCAGGUGGUCGGCGCAGAAAGGGCCGACCGCCUAAUGUGGGCCAGACUGAGUUCCCGAGCCCCUCCGAGGCCAAACUGCUCCGCAAGCUGGAGGCUCAGGAAAUUGCCCGGCAGGCGGCUCAGAUGAAGCUGAUGAGGAAGCUGGAGAAACAGGCUCUCGCAAGAGCUGCCAAGGAAGCCCGGAAACAGCAAGCCAUCAUGGCUGCGGAGGAGAGGAGGAAGCAGAAGGAGCAAAUCAAGAUCCUCAAACAGCAGGAAAAGAUAAAGCGCAUUCAGCAAAUCCGGAUGGAGAAGGAGCUCCGCGCGCAGCAGAUUCUCGAGGCGAAGCGGAAAAAGCGAGAGGAAGCUGCCAACGCCAAAAUCUUGGAGGCGGAGAAGCGCUUAAAGGAGAAAGAAAUGAGACGUCAGCAGGCUGUUAUCCUGAAGCACCAGGAGUUGGAGAGGCAUAGACUAGAUAUGGUAUGGGAGAGGGAGAGGAGGAGGCAGCAUGUAAUGCUCAUGAAAGCUGUAGAGGCUCGCAAAAAAGCUGAGGAACGUGAGCGCCUCAAACAGGAGAAGCGAGAUGAGAAACGCCUCAACAGAGAGCGCAAGCUGGAGCUGCGCAGGCUGGAGCUUGAAAUGAUCCGUGAGAUGAAGAAGCCUAAUGAAGAUAUGUGCUUAACUGAUCACAAGCCUCUUCCAGAGUUCUCUCGUAUCCAGGGCCUGGUCCUGCCAGGUCAGGUGUUUUCGGACUGCCUGGUGGUGGUGCAGUUCCUGCGUAGUUUUGGGAAGGUUCUGGGCAUAGAUGUGUCAGACUUGCCCACUCUGGGUGUGCUGCAGGAGGGCCUCCUAAACCUGGGUAACAGCAUGGGCCAAGUGCAGGACCUUCUGGUCCGCCUGCUCUCCUGUGCUGUGUGUGAUCCAGGACUGCCACCUGGACAGAGGACAAAGUCUAUCUUGGGUGAUCACCUGACCAACAUGGGCCUGAACCGGGACAACGUGUCAGAGGUGCUGCAGCAGUACAUGGAGGCACACUGCUCUCAGACUGAGAUGGCAGAUGUUGCCCUGAGCCUGAAGACCAAGGCCUUUCAGGCUCACACACCUGCCCAGAAAGCCUCUGUGCUGGCCUUUCUGGUCAACGAGCUAGCCUGCAGCAAGAGUGUGGUCAGCGAGAUUGAUAAGAGCCUGGAUCAAAUGAAUGUACUGAGGAAGGACGAGUGUAUCGUGGAAGGAAAGCUGAAAAAACUAAAGACCAUCCACGCUAAGCGCACAGGGAAACGUGAUGCCAUAGCUGGAGGGGAGGAGAUUCAGGUCAUAGGCACGCCCAGCUCUGGACACAAGCGCAAGAGAAAAGCCGGCGACAGUGACGAUGACGAUGAUGAAGAUGACGACAGCGAUGAGCCUGGAGAGGAGGACGAUGAUGAUGAGGAAGAAGAGGUGAAGAAAGGGAGGAGAGUAGAGACAUGUGACGAGGAUGAAGGAGAUCAAGCCACCAGUAUAGAAGAGCUGGAGAAACAGAUUGAGAAAGUAUCGAAGCAGCUGAAUCUGAUCAGACGGAAGCUCUUUGAAUCCAAUCACGCUCUGCGCUCAAUGUCAUAUGGGCAGGACCGGUACCGCCGCCGCUACUGGGUACUUCCUCAGUGUGGCGGGGUCUUCAUUGAGGGAAUGGAGAGUGGAGAAGGUCAAGAAGAGCUGGAAAAGGAACGAGAGAGGCUUCAGAACUUUAAAGCAGUGCGAGUUAAAGAGGAACCACAGGAGGAGCUGCAACAGCCGGAGGUGCAGAACCAGGUGAAGCAGGAGGAGGAGCCUGUGGAUGAUGUGAAGCAGGAAGACGAGAAGCUGCCCAUGGACGCUGAUCAGGAGCGGUGCAUAGAGGGGGACGCGUGUCCCUCUUCACCAAAGAAGCUCCAGGAUAAAGCAGUUCCACAGCUAGAGUCCACAUCUUCUCAGAGCCCGCCUCUAAAAGAGCUCUCAGGCACAACCAGUGAGGUUACAGCACUCUGCCACACCCCCAACGGCUGCCUGGCAACUGACUCCCCUCUGCCAGCAUCAGAAACUUCUCCAACUCACUCUACCUCCAAGCUGACGGUGCUGUGCAGCACCCUGGCUGACCCUGCAGCCCCCAUACCUCAGUUUGAGGCUCCUCCUCCUCCACAGUUUGGGGUCGCACUGUCGCUCCAGCAGCAGCAGCAGGCCCAGCUUCUGGGUAACGACCAGCUCCUGCGUGUGCUAACGGAGCGCAGUGGGCACUGGUUCAGCCUGCUGCCUCGUUCACCCUGUGACGACUCCUCCCUCAUCCAGCCCUCGACGCCUCCGCAAGCCUCGCCGCAACCCAGCAGCACCCCCCACGUCAGGGCCAGGAGCCCUGCACCACCCUGCUCUCCUCACCAACAUCUUCAUGCACCAUCUGCCUCCUCCAUUACCCUCAGCACUGCACAUGAUGGGCUUGGAAAUCACACCAUGUCUCCUUUGCAGGUAAAGCCUGGCAGUGCUCUAAUGGUUCUGCCUAUGUGUGGCUGGGCUGGUGGAGUCCUAAGCCCCAACCUGCCCAUGUGUAGCAGCCCUCUGCCCCUCUACCCACUGACUGAGGGCAGCGCCAGCCCCCUGCUAGCCCCCAGCGUCUCUACCAGCAAGAGUGGCUCUCCUGCACCCCAUGGAGACAAACCUCCCUCAGCCUCAUCACCUGCAAUCGACCUGCCGAGAAACCAUGACCACCCACAGCCACAUCCUAUACCAGAAGACAUGCUGAUGGGUUGGUGGAAGGUGGCAGAUGUGGAGGAGCUGCAGGCCCUGAUGAAAGUUCUCCACAGCAGAGGCAUCAGAGAGAGAGCACUACACAAGCAGAUCCAGAAAUCCAUGGAUCUCAUCUCACAGACCUGCAACAAGAACCGUGAAGUGGCAGUGAUGGAAGUCUCAGACCUGGAUGAGGGUCAGGUCUCUGUAGAGACGCUGCAGGAGUGGUGUGUGGAGGAGCAGGCCAUGGAGACAGACAUCGCUUUACUGCAGCAGGUGGAAGAACUCGAACGCAAAGUUACCUCUGCCAGCCUGCAAGUCAAGGGCUGGGUGCACCCGGAGCCUCAGUCAGAAAGGGAGGAUCUGGUCUAUCAUGAGCACAAGCCUCUCCCCAAGCCCCGCCCUGGGGCGGAGUCCCAGGAGGAGCGCAGCACGGAGAAAGGCCUGAACCGGCGGCCCAGCAACCCGCUGGACAUCGCGGUGUCGCGCCUGGCCGAGCUGGAGCGGCACAUCGAGAGAAGGUACCUGCGGAGCCCCUUAGGGACAACCAUCCAGAUCAGACUGGAUAAUGUGGGUACGGUCACUGUGCCCGCCCCUGCUCCAUCCACUAGCGCUGGAGGGGAAGGGGGAGAUGAGGAGAUUGCUCCCGGGAUGAAGGUUUGGAGGAAGGCUUUGAGCGAGGUGAAGAACUCCUCACAGCUGGCCAUGUGCCUGCAGCAGCUGCAGAAGUCCAUCGCCUGGGAGAGAUCCAUCAUGAAAGUGUACUGCCAGAUCUGCCGUAAGGGAGAUAAUGAGGACCUGCUGCUGCUCUGUGAUGGCUGUGAUAAGGGCUGUCACACCUACUGCCACAAGCCCAAGAUCAGCACCAUCCCUGAGGGAGACUGGUACUGCCCUGCCUGUAUCUCCAAGGCAAGCGGCCAGUCUCCCAAGAGUAAGAAGGCACAGAAUCGUAUGCAGUCAGGUGGAGGGGGCAAGAAAACUGCAGAGACGGCCAAGAAGAACAAGAAGCAGUCUGAGGCAUCUGAGGAGCAGGAGGCGGCUAGUGGCGGCAGCAGCAGCAACACCAGCAACAGCAGCCCAAAAAAGGCCACCGCAGCUCAGGCCAAGAAAAACCCACCCACACCUCCCGCCCCUAAACCCGAGAGCCCAGCCUGCGUUAAACGAGCCAAAACAGCCAGGGACAACAACCGGGACCUCGGCCUCUGCAGAAUUCUCUUGGCUGAACUGGAGCGUCAUCAGGAUGCCUGGCCCUUCCUCACACCAGUCAACCUCAAAUCUGUCCCUGGGUACCGCAAAGUCAUCAAGAAACCCAUGGACUUCUCCACCAUCCGCGAGAAGCUUGUUAGCAGCCAGUACCAGAACCUCGAGACGUUCAUCAUUGACGUCAACCUGGUGUUCGACAACUGUGAGAAGUUCAACGAGGACAACUCGGACAUUGGCCGCGCGGGACACAACAUGAGGAAGUUCUUUGAGAAGAGAUGGACAGAGCUCCUGAAGCAGACUCAGUAACUGAGCUGAUUAAAAAAUGGGCCUAGAACCGAGACUGAAACUUACUGUCAUUCGUUUCAACUUUCUGUGCGUGUGGAGCUCCGAAACCACCUGCAGAAUCACAGCAGCAUUUUGCCAUUUCUCCCAGCAAGCCUGGGUCCUUUCGCCUAGCCUACACAACACGGGACCAGCUCGCCACGCUGGCCUAAACCCUAAACAGUCACACACACAACACCCAAAGAGACACAGGAGAGAGGGUGUCUUUGUGCAAUACCAUUACCUUGUAGAAAAGAGUAAAUCGCACUGAAACCUUCAACCCCACCAUCAGAGCUGUAUCUAGGAGAAAAAAAAACACUUUCCACUACCUGUAAAUAUCAUUGUUUUUCUGUUUUUUUUUACUUUAUCGUUAAUAUUAUAGUGAAUGUAUUUAAUUUUUUUAAAUGAUUAUUUAUGACAAAAAAGGUCCAUUCUUCAUUUUCUAUGAAAAGGAAGAAACAGCAAAACUGCUUUAAAUCUAAUGGAAUGUUUAUUUGUAUGUGUUUUUUCCUCUCCAAAUAUGAAACCAAGCCAAGAAAAGAAAGAAAACUGUUUACACUGCUCUGUGCCGCUAGGCAUCGGAGUGCUCCUCCCUCGGAAGCAGAGCUGACUGCGUCACUGUACACGCGCCCGGAUGAGCAGUGGUCCCCCAUGUGUACAUACUGUCUAUUAAUAUCAAUAUAUUGAGUCUUGUUUGGAAUGAUGUGUAAAUAUUGUUUCAGACAUUGGAUAUUGUUCAUGCCUUAGACCGAUUGUAGCAUUUGAUUUUAGUCUUAAAGUGACUUAUUAUUGUUAUUAUUAUUAUUAUUAUUCUUACACAUUUAUUGUUUGUACAGUAUAUACAUAUCCUCUACAAACACUGUGGUUUCCUUAAUCUUGGUAGUGCCUGCCCUUCCGAAUAGGGUGUAGGGAAGUUUUUUGUUUUGUCGUUUUGUUUUUUCUUGAUUUCUCGUUUUUGUAAGGUUAUUAUUUUCUAAUAUAAAACACCCCCCGGCCUCCUCCACACAACAGCAUACUGUACAAUACUCGUCCGUAUUCCAUUCGAGAGCUGUUGGGAGUAUUUUUCAGUAUCCUGGCCGUGCGGCUGCAGAGUGACAGACACAGCAGUCUUUCUGUAAACCACUUUCUGUCCGAGACCCCCUCCCCGUACCCCCUGCUCCACCCCCCCCACCCCCCAAACCCCCCGUGCGUCGUGGCCCACUGGAGGCAGCUAGAACAGAGGUUUUUGUACCUGAGUCAGAGUACUUGAAGUUAUUUUAUUUAAAGAUAUUGUGGGAAACAAAAUGGUAGCGUUCUUUUGUAGGAGCAUUAUUUUUCACUAGUGUGUAUGUGUGUAUGUAUGUGUGUGUCUGAGAGUGUGGAUGUGUGUGGCACGGACCUAUUAAAAGGAUGUUUUUAAAGCCA